Lolium perenne is the source of this 1929-nucleotide messenger RNA. RefSeq lists its product as uncharacterized. The record is from RefSeq and is a predicted model, not a curated record. Gene Ontology annotation, molecular function: protein binding. Lineage: Eukaryota; Viridiplantae; Streptophyta; Magnoliopsida; Poales; Poaceae.
AAGGCUUCCAGCCGUCCACCGACCACGCAGCCGACGGUUCACACCACGGGCACACACCACACACCCAGCCAGUCGACCGACGACAUGACCCGCCGCCGGCCCCGCCCCCGCCGCGCUGCGCCACCGGCGGCGCUGGAAGUCGACGACCUCCUCCGGAAGAUUUUCCUACUCCUUCCCCCUCAGCCAUCUACCUUGCCCCGCAUCUCCGCCGUCUGCAAGCAGUGGCGCAGCGUCGUCACCGACCCCCGGUUCCUCCGCGGCUUCCGCGACCACCACAGGAUACCUCCGGUCCUCGGCCUCGUCAUGGGGUACACCGGGCACCCCUUCUUCAGGUCCAAUCUCAGCUCUCCAGAUCUCAUCCCGCAUGAGUGCUUCUUCCCUCCAGACAUCCUCAAUCACUACUAUAUGGAGUUGAUGGGCUGCCGCCAUGGGCGCGUCCUCUUUUUUGACCGGAGGCUGCUUAAGAUCAUGGUGUGGGACCCAGCCACCGGAGACCGCCGUUGUGUGGCCGUCCCACCAAGGUUCGACGACAAGGAGAUUGUCGUCUUCAACGCCGCGGUGCUUUGCGCUGCCAGCGACGAAGGUCACGUCCAUGGGGAUUGCCACUCGAGCCCCUUUCAGGUCAUCUUGAUAGGCAUCCACUUAGAAGAAAAUCGAGCAUUUCCCCCGAUCUACUCAUCCGAGACCAGAACAUGGGGGGAUGCCAUCUCAACAGUAGGAAUUCAAUAUACCAAUACGUAUGAUAUGAGUGGUAUGACUAGUCCGGCUACCCUUGUUGGGAAUUCUCUUUAUUGGCUGUUUGAUUGGUAUAAGGAUGGCAUGCUUAUAUUUGAUUUGGACAGACAGAGCCUAGUUUGUAUUGAGAUGCCGGAUUUGUUGCACUAUAGUUGCUCGAGCAUCUUUCAGGUCAUGCCGGCAGAUGACAGCACUAGCAUUAUUCGCCUUGCUAUUCUGCACUACCAAGAAUUCGAAAUGUGGGAGAGGAAGGUGGGUUGUGAUGGUGUUGCUGGAUGGGUGUUGCAGGAGACCUUUCAAAUGAACACAAUCCUCGGUCUAGAGCGUAUGGGGGGAAGGAACAAUCUGAUAUUGGGAUAUGAUGAAGAUGAUCAUGUGAUUUAUGUAAGCACAGACAUAGGUGUCUACAUGAUUCAACUCGAAACAAUGCAGUUCAAGAGUCUUGGUAAAGAUAAUUUCACGACCACCCACUAUUAUCCUUACAGAAGUUUCUAUACUGCAGUGAGUGACUUGGCAGUAUGCGAGCGGAGGAUCAGUGGCAUCUGUGCACCGGUGGCAAAGGAUGAUACCUGCAUGGCUGCUGCUUCAAGAGGAGUGGGAGCAGUAGGAGGUAACAACCGAGUUGCCUCGAGUGGAACCAUAUUGGAAGGAGGGAAGUUCGGCAAGUCAAAGCACAUAGUUCAAGGAAUGGACGCAGACCUUGUUCCGAGCCGGGUACUAACACAAACUCGAAUUGACGUGUUGUUCAAGAAGGAGAUGGAAACCAGAUCAAAACUUGACAAGGCUUGGGCCAAAUGGUUUCGUGCCAAUGGUAUUCCUGGAAGCAAAGCAGACUGCCCACAUUUCCGCAGUGCCAUGAAGCUAACACGGCAGCUAGGUAACUGCACACAUGUUCCUACAGGUGAUGGAAUAGAUGACGCAGAUCUGGAUGCCAACGAGGAAGAACUUCCAUAACUACAUGGAAAGGUUAACUACUUGCCAUGGGCUGAUAACUCCCGCUUUUGUAAGUCCGGCGUAUUUAGUCAAGUGUUGCCUCAUGAACCGUAGUUCUUCUGAACCUUGUUUGCCUAUAAACUUUGAUGUAGUGCUUUUGAGUUGGUGAUGUGACAUUUUCUAAUUUCGUCAAGUUUGAUGUACUGAACUAUCUUAUCACUAAGUACAAGCAGGUAUUGUUCAUACCAUUUUUUAUGUUGA